Molecule: messenger RNA, 3074 nt
Organism: Cantharellus anzutake
Lineage: Eukaryota; Fungi; Basidiomycota; Agaricomycetes; Cantharellales; Hydnaceae
Exons: 7
Coding region: 294-2972 (892 amino acids)
Biological process (GO): L-arginine biosynthetic process
Cellular component (GO): mitochondrion; mitochondrial matrix; cytoplasm
Molecular function (GO): NADP+ binding; N-acetyl-gamma-glutamyl-phosphate reductase (NADP+) activity; NAD binding
Source: RefSeq, a predicted model, not a curated record
UCCGGAAACAUCACAAGGGCUGGCGUUAACGUCCUAGCCGACGAUGAAUACUGGGAUGCUUGUGGCUUGUUCACCUGAUCCAAUCUUAUGGGAUGAAUUAAUCGCCAGAAGACUAGGGGUGUGCCGUGGGAAAUACCUCUUUCAAUUCAACGUCCGAGCUCAGCCGACCAGACCUGACAGGGUAAAAAGGAACAAACCCUCUUUGCAAACCCAUCAACACUCUUUUUCACUACGGAACUGGCGCUUACCUGCGGUAUCGCUCAGAGGGGAAACACGAACACAGACACGACAUCAUGAAAGCUUUUCGGUCACUCCUCAAGCCCUCCAAACUUGGCCUGCCACCGCCCGCUCUCUUUAUAGCAGGGCAGCGCCGGGCUAUCCCAGCGCUCGCCCGGUCCAUCCAGACAGGAAGCGUACAAACUGACAGGGACACAAUCACCCGUCUUCUAUUCUCCAUAGGAUCAAAAAAAGAGGUUGAGCGCUACCUCCGUAUCUUUUCCUCUUCCUCUCAUCCAUCGCAUCCCGCGAAAUUCGCAGUCAUCAAAGUCGGCGGCGCGGUACUUGAUCAGAUCGACGAGCUUGCGCACAGCUUUAGCUUCCUGUACCGUGUUGGACUUUUCCCAGUCAUUUUGCAUGGUGGGGGGCCUCAAUUGAACUCUAUCAUUGAAGGGGAAGGCAUCAUUCCUGAUUACAUUGAUGGGAUUCGGAUUACGGACGCAAAAACACUUCAAAUUGCUCGUCGUGUAUUUUUGGAGGAAAAUCUUCGUCUUGUCGGUGCCCUUGAGAAGCUGGGCACUCGUGCCCGUCCCAUCACGUCGGGCAUCUUCACCGCUGACUAUCUCGAUCGAGACAAGUAUGGUCUGGUCGGAAAAAUUAUGAAGAUUGACAAGCGGCCGAUCGAGGAGUCUAUCCGAGCUGGUGCAUUACCGAUCCUCACCAGCUUAGCCGAAACGCCUGACGGUCAGAUCCUUAAUGUCAAUGCUGAUGUAGCAGCUGGAGAGCUUGCAAAGGAGCUCGAGCCUAUGAAAAUCGUUUUCCUGAAUGAGAAGGGUGGUCUCUUCCAUGGCAUUACCGGCCAAAAGCUGGACACUAUUAACUUAGACGAGGAAUUCGACUCUCUAAUGAAGCAAGAAUGGGUGAAGUUUGGAACCAAACUAAAGCUGCGCGAAAUCAAAGAGCUCUUAGAUCACCUUCCUCGCUCCUCCUCCGUGGCAAUUAUCUCUGCAGAUAGCCUGCAUAAGGAGCUAUUCACGGACAACGGAGCGGGGACUCUCAUUAGACGAGGCUACAAGCUCUUCAAACACAACUCGACCGAUGCUGUCGGCACCGACCGUUUACGUCAAAUCAUCCAUGACCGUGAUCCUGACGUCCUCAAUGGUCUCACGAGCAUCACUGGUGUUCUGAAUGAACUCUCCAAAACUCCAUAUUCCAUCUAUGCAGACGAGCCUCUGGACGUGGUCGCCAUCGUCAGCCACCCAGAGGGUGAAGUUCCAAUAAUGACGAAGUUUCUCCACUCGCGGGCUGGCGUCCUAAACAAUGUGAUCGACAACGUGUUCAGCGCCAUCAAGAGAGAUCAUCGCAAGCUUUUCUGGAGCGUUUCAACAGAGGAUGAGAAUCGAGCCUGGCACUACGAGCGUGCUGACGGCAGCUUCACCCGGGCUGGUCGCACACUCUUCUGGUAUGGUAUUCAGGAUGUCAACCAGGUGGAGAAGGCUGUGAAGGAUUUCGAGUCUAAGGGAAGAAUUGAACGUGCAUACCUUCCUAUCAAUGUUCCUCCACCUCCCCGUGGAGGGGCCGGCGCCGCCAUCCGCAGAUUCUCGACCCUUGCCAGGCGGACCGAAACUACAGGUCUACGUACCGGUUUCUCAAGCAUUCAGUCGCGAUGCUACGCUACCGCGGUCGAAGAUAGACCCAUUCCCACCAAUUCCUCUCGGAAGAAGGUUGCUUUGAUCGGCGCACGCGGGUAUACUGGUCAGGCACUGAUCAACAUCCUGUCUGGUCACCCCAAUCUGGAUUUGGCUCAUGUCUCAUCUCGUGAGCUCGCCGGAUUCACGGUCGAUGGUUACCACGAGAACUCAAAUCUCAAAUAUGAGAACCUUGGAUCCAAGGAUGUGGAGAAAAUGGAGGAGGGUGGCGCCGUCGAUGCUUGGAUCAUGGCUCUUCCCAAUGGCGUGUGCAAGCCCUUCGUUGACGCUAUCGAUAAGGGAGCCGAGAAACGAGCCUCGGAGGGCGAGAAGUCGAGCGUCAUUAUCGACCUCAGUGCUGACUAUCGGUUCGAGGAUGGGUGGACAUAUGGACUCCCGGAACUCUAUGGGAGGGAGAAAAUAAAGGCCGCAUCGAGAAUAUCCAAUCCGGGAUGCUAUGCAACCUCUUCCCAACUGCUUAUCGCGCCGUUGCUCCCCCAUCUAGACGUCAGCGCGCCCCCCACUGUCUUCGGAGUUUCGGGUUAUAGUGGUGCUGGGACGAAAGCUGGUCAAAAAUCGGAAACUGGACGACCGACAACGGCGCCCAAAGUUGACCCUGGAGAUCUUGCGGGAGGAAUCAGACCAUACUCGAUUACAGACCACAUCCACGAGAGAGAAGCUGGCCAUCACUUAUCCAGUCUCCUUCCCAAUGGUUCUGCAUCCCUGAAGCCAGCGUUCAUUCCGACGGUUGCCCCUUGGUUUAGCGGCAUUAUCUCAGUGCUUUCAGCACCCCUGAGGGAAGAAUUGAAGGCAUCAGACGUGCGGCAGCUCUACACAGAAAAAUAUGGACAAAAUAAGUUGAUCACAAUCCAAACCGGCGUUCCGUCGUUACAAGAGGUCCAGUGUCACCACGGAUGGCGGGCGGGUGGAUUUCAGGUCCACAGCUCGGGUAAACGGGUUGUUGUCGUGGGCGGUCUUGACAACCUUCUAAAAGGUGCUGCUACCCAAUGCGUACAAAACCUCAACCUAAGUCUCGGACUCGACGAAUACGCCGGGAUUCCGAUAUAGGUGCAGCAGUCAGACCUGGAUUGUAAGGAAGAUGCAGGGCAAACUGCAGUUGUACAUUACAUUGCUAUGACACGAUUCAAUAAGAUUUUCGAAUGAAGCAGG